AUGGCGUUCGUGAGUGAAUUGCUGGCCAACCUUGUAUUCGUGGCCAUACCCUAUAUCCUCCAUAGAAAUGGUUUGGCCACGGAGCAUUUUCCGAUGGAACGACGAACGAGUCCAUUGGAGUCCCUUCCUGACGAGACGUUGACACAGGUUCUCGCAUACUUGGAAUGGUAUGAGAUUCUCCAAGUCCGUCAGUGCUGUCGACGCCUUGAUCGCGUCUCGAAAGACCGUUCGGUCUGGCUAGCUGUGCUCCUGCGCUACUACGACACCGCUCUCCCCCGACCGUUCCUGCUACCCAAACCGCUCCGCUAUUGCAGCUCAUCCGACCUCGAACGAAUCGUCUGCAAUUGGUUCUCAGUGCGUGGACUGGCCGACCCAGAUCUGGCGCAAAAGAAAGAGGUUACACCUCCCGAUACGUGGCCCAGGGGCUUCGCUUUGGGUCCCCUCCCAGGUGGUCGCGUCUUCAUGCAUGCGACCCCCGACGGCAACAUUCACUGCCACGACAUCGAGAACCUCGGCAAUCCUGCCUCCCUGUUCAUCCCGACCCCAUUUCCGUCGUAUACGGAGUCUUCCCAUGGUAUUAUCACUCGCAUGUCGAUGGACAUCCUCACAACCCAGGCGGACGGUAUUCCCACUGAGGAUCGUCUUUUCCCGUCCACGUUCAGUUUAGCUGCCAUCUGGGAGGCGCAUAAUAUAGUGAACCUAUCCGAAGCCCCGCUGAGAGUGUUCGGCGUCUAUCAAGUAGAGGUCCAACUUGGUGAAGAUGGCUCGGUUGCAGGAUACACUGCCGUGCAACUGGCCUUAAUCCGCGAGAGGGCUCCUCAGGACGCCCUACUCGGCGAGUGUUCAUUGUACGGAAGCAAUCUGGCGUAUCACAGCCAGGUUGGAUGUAGGAGGGCCAUUGUCAUCGUUGAUUGGACUUCUAUCCCUCACCUCACCAGCGCCAAAUAUCCUCGUGUUUAUCUUCCCGACAUCCAUCCUGCGGAAUUCUCUCUUCUGCCAGGGAAGCACAUUUCUGUCUUGCAAGACAGGGCAGUUCUGAUCUACAACUGGGGCGCUGUCCAUCCCAAAGCUCAUCCCCCAGAUCCCCGUCUACUCCGUCGGCUGCUGCCUGCUUUGCCCAAGUGGAAGACGACUCUACCCUCCUUCGGGGGCGCAUUCCCGCCUUUGAGUCCAUACCUCUUUAACGACACCGUCCGCCUUAUCGUCCCCACUUCUGUGGGUCUCAAGGGCAUUGUCAUCCCACUCCGGUUCCUCACCCAGGUGUCGGACUCUGAGGCGAUCGUCAGCCCUUCCGAGUCCCACCCCACGACCGUCCUGCUCAUAGAUAGGGAUUUUGGUUGUGCAGAUGGACUGAGCUUCGGCUUUCGCAAGGGCAUCUCGGCCGACUACCCUGACACCCACGUUUGGCAGUAUGGCUGGCCUGACGAAAUGCAAACGGGCACGUUGAAGGUGUACUCCCUUCCAUCGCAUGUGUAUGGUGCAGCCACUGCUCUCACCAUACAUUGCAUUGAGCAGAAGAAUCGACUAGUCUCUGUCCUUGAGUCACAAUGCCAAAUUAUAGAUUUUUGA
Messenger RNA from Coprinopsis cinerea okayama7#130, 1569 nucleotides. RefSeq lists its product as hypothetical. The record is from RefSeq and is a predicted model, not a curated record. Lineage: Eukaryota; Fungi; Basidiomycota; Agaricomycetes; Agaricales; Psathyrellaceae. The coding region runs from base 1 to 1569 and encodes 522 amino acids. The transcript has 4 exons. Gene Ontology annotation, molecular function: protein binding.